AUGCGGCGGCGCUGGUCGGUGGUGCUGGCCGCGCUGGCGGCGCUGGCGUGCGCCCCGCGAGCCGCCCCCGCGUCCCCCGCCGCCUGCGCCGCCACCCCGCUGUGCCGCUGCUCCGCCGACCAGCUCGCCUGCGACGCGGUGCCCUACUACAGGUUCCCCGAGAUCGGGGCGGGGGUGUCGCAUGUGGCGCUGUGGUCGGCGCGGCUGAGCGAGCUGCCGGAGGCGGCGCUCGACGGCCGUGCGCUCCGCUCGCUCGUGCUGGUCGCCGCGCGCCUGCAUCGCCUGCACCCCGCUGCCUUCGCGUCGAUGACGACGAGCCUGGCGUCGCUGGACCUCGGCCACAACGAGCUGGCGGAGGUGCCGCUGGAGGUGCUGCGCCGGCUGCGGGCGCUGAACUGGCUUAAUCUGCAGAACAACCACGUGGUCGAGCUGGACCCGGCGGCGGACUGGGGCGGGCUGGCGGACUCGCUGAGCUGGCUGUCCCUGAGCAACAACCGGCUGCAGGCGCUACGAGCGGGGGCACUGGCGGCACUACGGCGGCUGGCGACUCUCGAGCUGGACGGCAACAGGCUGCAGCAGCUGGACGCCGGCGCGCUCCCGCCCGCGCUCGACGCGCUGCAUCUCGCCGACAACCUGCUGCGCCGGCUGCCCUGUGCCGGGCUGCUCCUACCGCGCCUGCGCCACCUCCAACUGCGAAAUAAUGCGCUGCGCCCUGCGGACGCGGACGUCGACGCCGGCUGCCCCGCGCCCCGCGCCCGCCUCGAGUCCCUCGACCUCAGCGACAACGACCUCGCCGACGACUUCCGACUCGACUUCCGCCCGCCCCAGCUCAAGCGGCUGAUGCUGGACCUGAACGACUUCACAACGGUCCCGGCGUUCGUGCAGGAGUUCGGUCGCCUGGAGCGGCUGUCGAUGUCCCACAACAACGUGAGGCGCGUCCCCGCGGCGGCGUUGCGCGCGCUCGCCGGCAGCCUGCGGCGGCUGGAGCUCGAGCAUAACGAGCUGGCGGCGCUGCCGGCCGGCGUGUCCGGCCUCGCGCGGCUGCGCCACCUCGCCCUCUCUUACAACGACUUGUCGGACUUGGGUGAGCUGCCUCCCGAGCUGCACGCUCUGCUUCUAGCCGGCAACGCGCUGACGUCACUGCCGUCGGGGCUGCGAAACCUGACGCGACCCACCCUGGCCUACCUGGAUCUGGGCUACAAUCGAAUCUCUCGCGUGAGCGCGGAUUCCUUCGGGCCGUGGGCCGGGCGUCUGAGCACGCUCAUUCUGAGAGGCAAUAGAAUAGCGCAGCUGUCCGUCGGCGCGUUUCCCCCGCUGCCGCUGCGAGAGUUGAUCCUGAGCUUCAACGAUCUAUACCACGUGGAGGCGGGGGUGUUCGCCAACUUGACGCAGCUGAAGGUAUUGGAGCUAUCCACCACGUCGUUCGGCGGAGACGUUCCCGCGGGGUCGACUCUGGAAGCCCUGACCUGGCUCGGGUUGGACAAUAAUAACAUUCACCGCGUUUCUACUGAAGACAUUCAAAGUUUUCCCUCUCUGGAGUAUCUUGACCUAGAUUUUAAUAAAAUAAUAGAGUUUCCGAGCGACGGCAAGCCGGGGAACGGGUCGGGCAAAUUGAAGGAGUUGAGGCUGUCGUACAAUUUUAUCAGCAAAAUACAUUCAGACUUCCUGCGGCAGCUGGCGGGGCUGCAGAGCGCGGAUUUCUCGUGCAAUCGCCUCCGCGACGUUAACGCGCGUGCUUUUGCCGAAAUGACUGAGUUGAUUUAUCUGAAUUUGGCAGAAAAUGAGAUCGCGAUAGUGGCCGACGGGGCGUUCACAGAUUUGCCUAAAUUGGAAGCAUUGGACAUGCAGAAAAACGGCCUCGUUGAAUUUUCAUUGCGGUUUUUUAAUAACGUGUCCAACGACGAGGCGAACCUCAUCGUAAACGUCAGCUACAACCGCAUCUCGUCGCUCAGCGGGGCCGUCGCCGUCCCCAUUACGAUUUUAGAUUUAUCCUUUAACUCGCUGCAAACUGUAUAUAGAGAUUUUUUUGAGUCCAUGCGCUACUCCCUGAGACAGGUGCUCCUCUCCCACAACAGAAUCGUUCACGUCGACGGGUUCGCUUUCGGUUCUAUGCCUCAUUUGAUUAUACUCAAUUUACAGAAUAAUAGCAUAAGUGUCGUGAAGCGCCGAGCCUUCGCCGAGAUGCCUUCGCUACAAAUGCUCGAUCUGUCGCACAACGAGAUCCCCCAGCUGUCCAUCGAACAGUUUCACAACCUCCGAACUCUGCGAUACUUGAACCUGGCGAGUAACAGGCUGCGGGCGUUGCCGCGCGACGCCCUGGCAAACACGUUGCUGGAGAACCUGGACUUGAGCAACAACCGACUGACGCUCUUCCCCCGCAGCACCCUGGCGCAGGUUGGGUGGACCCUGCGGCGCCUCGAGCUGUCGCGAAACCGCCUGGAGUACCUGGACGCCGCCGCCCUGCGCGCCGCCGCGCACCUGCACGAGCUGGGGUUGGCGGGCAACGCGCUCACCGCGCUGCCCGACACCACACUCGCCGCGUUGCCGCGCCUCCGCCGCCUCGAUCUCGCCUACAACAAUAUAAAGGCCAACUUCAGGGAGCUGUUCGGGGGCGUGCCGGAGCUGCGCCGCCUGUCGCUGGCCGGCGUCGGGCUGAGGACGGUGCCGCAGCUGGUGCUUCCGGAUCUGACGGAGCUGAACCUGAGCGGCAACCACAUAAACUCGUACGGCCGCGCCGACGUAAAGCACCUGGCGAGUCUGCGCGCGCUCGACGUCAGCGCGAACCACUUCACGUCGCUGCGGCCGGCGAUGUGGGCCGCCCUCCCCCACCUCCUCGCCCUCGACGUGUCGCACAACCCCAUAGUGCGGCUCCCGAAGGGUGCUCUCGAGGGUCUGGAGCGCCUGGAGCACCUGAGGAUGAUCCGCCUAGGGCGCCUCGAGGCCGUCGAGCCCCGGGCGUUCGGCGACCUGGGGUCGCUGCGGACGCUCGCCGUGGACUCGCGCGGCGGUGAGGGUCAGCGGAUGCCCCUCGCGGAGAUAGCACUUGCGUCGCAGUUCAUAGAGGCGCUCGUGAUUCUGUUCAUCGAGGAGGUGCUGGAGUCGCAGCUGGCAGGGCUGCGGGCGCCGAAGCUCCGCUCACUGGAGGUGCGCGGCGCGGCGCUGCGACGGGUGGGUGCGCGCGCGUUCGAGUCGCUCGGGCGGCAGCGCGCACUGGUGCUGCGCGUGACGCACACCGCGGUCUCCGAGCUGCCGGCGGGGCUGGUGCUGCCGCUGCUGCGAGUGCCGCACCUGGCGCUCGACGUCAGCGACAACCGCCUCCUCAGCUUCGGCCCCGACGUCCUGUACCCCAACCGCACCGGUUGGAGCCGACUGGCGACCAAACUAAUCCCAGGAGGGCUGACGCUGUCGAACAAUCCGGUGCGGUGCGGGUGCGCAGCGGCGUGGGCGGGCGGCUGGCUGCGGCGGUGGGCGAGCGAGGUGGGGGGCGGGGCGCGGGCGGCGCGGGAGGCGGCGCGGCGCGGCACGUGCUUGGCCGCGGCGGGCGGCGCGCGCGCGCUCGUGUCGCUGAGCGCGGACGCGGCGAAGUGUCGCGCGCGGGCGCCGGCGAGCCCGGCGCCACCGCCCGUGCUCCUGGCGCGCACCGCUGCGAUACUAGCGCUCGUACUUCUAUACUGGAACUUUGUUAGAUAA
Aricia agestis (brown argus) is the source of this 3690-nucleotide messenger RNA. RefSeq names its product chaoptin-like. Gene Ontology annotation, molecular function: protein binding. Lineage: Eukaryota; Metazoa; Arthropoda; Insecta; Lepidoptera; Lycaenidae. Gene Ontology annotation, cellular component: extracellular matrix. The transcript has 5 exons. Bases 1 to 3690 code for a protein of 1229 amino acids. The record is from RefSeq and is a predicted model, not a curated record.